AGCUUAUGAUUUAAUCUGGAACCUCUAAUUUCUUUCCCAUCAAUUAUACGUCAAAGUCAGAGUUUCCCCAUUCAAAAUCAAUAACUAUUGUUCACGCGCAUUAAGUACGAAAAUGGCGGACCUGGAUAACCUGGAAUAUUACAUAAAAUUCCCAAAUCCGAAUUUUAACUACAAUCAAAACGGUGACCAUGAUUUCGUGUUCAUAGUGAACGAGGAGAAAAUACCAGUGAUCCUAUUAUUCGGUUGGGCAGGAUGUCAGGACAAAUAUUUAGCGAAAUAUUCGCAAAUCUACGAGGAGAAGGGACUCAUCACUUUGAGGUACACGGCUCCUAUAAAAUGCUUGUUUCUAAGAAGGUAUCAAAUGAUAUCGAUAGGAGAAAAACUAGUCAAACUAUUGUUUGAUUUGAACUUUGACAACCAUCCGAUAAUUAUCCAUUGUUUUUCCAAUGGCGGGGCAUUUUUGUACCAAAACUUCUCUUUAGCAUUGGAUAAAUGUCCAAAACAGUUGCCGAUAAAAGGUGUAAUAUUUGACUCAGCCCCUGGACGAAGGAGAAUCCUCAGUUUAUUUAGAGCAAUAUCUGCUAUAAUAGGAGGCAAUAAAAUUUAUAACUUCUCUGUCUCGUUCAUAAUGACAAUGUUUUUAUCGAUGAUAUGGUUAUAUGAGGUAAUUAGUAAUACAAUCUCUCCGAGACCAAGCUUUCAAUCAAACCCAUUAGAAAAUUUGAAAAACGAGAAGCACCGAUGGCCGCAGUGUUUUAUUUACUCCAAAAAUGACGACUUGAUUUACUACAAAGAUAUCGAAUACUUCUCUAAUUACAGGAAAAAUAUGGGAAUUGAUAUAACCAGCGUCUGUUAUGACAAGAGCUUACAUGUUAAACAUCUCGCUGAAAAUAGGGAUAGCUAUCUUAAAACUGUAUACAACUUUAUCAAUAAAUGCCUAAAUGGAAAUAACUAGAUGUAGGUUUUAAAAUAAAGACUAUAAUUUUUGCUGUGUUACUUAUCAGACUAACAGUAUUACAUGAGCCAUCAUUGAUAAUGAAGAAAGAUAUUAUUUUAAAAAGAGAUUAGUAUUUGAAAUAUAAAGUUUUAAAAUAAUCUGUAAUGAUUAUUUUAAUUAGUAUAUUAGCAUAAUCUUAUACUGUAAGAUGAAAAGUGAUAAUUUAAUGAAGAUUUUAUAGAAAGCUCGCCUAUGUUUGACCAUCAGGUGUGACUUAUACCCAGUAUCUUUCAUCCUUUUUAUGUCUUUCUCUAUAUUGUUAUAGUUUUCGAUGCUGCUUACGUUUCA
Molecule: messenger RNA, 1285 nt
Organism: Diabrotica balteata
Lineage: Eukaryota; Metazoa; Arthropoda; Insecta; Coleoptera; Chrysomelidae
Source: the annotation of a GenBank genome assembly